CUUCCUGGCUACCGGCACGCGACUUUUAAUGUCCCUAUAAAGAACCCUCGCGUGCCUGCUCUUCAACUAAAAAACUGUUGAUCGUGAGCAGCGAGCGCAGACAACGAGUCCAUAGAAGAAGAGUCGUGUCAUUGUUUACACCACCAGCGGGAGUAGCACAGACAAAAAAUGGACAGUGUGUUAGAUCCUUUCUCCGGACUCGAGUCUUUCUCCUCCCCUCCCUAUUUCGAAGAUGAUGAGUUUUUCACCGAUCAGUCCUCCAGAGACGGACACUUGGACACUGAUGACUUUCUGGAUGACGAUGUCGAAUUCCUUACCAGUCAUUUCCAAGAGUAUUACAGCAAAGACGGCGGCAGUAGAGCAGCUUUUCACGAUGGAGACUAUGACAUCUGCAACUUGUCCUUCUCCUCCUCUUCCUCCACCUUCUCGUACGGCUGCGCCGACAGCAACCCAGACUUGUCCCCACAGAUGGCCCAUCACGGCGGACCUUUGCUGAAGCGCAGGAGGCGGAUGCGGUCUGAGAUGGAGAUGCAGCAGAUAAGGCAGGCUGCCAACGUCAGGGAGCGGCGGAGGAUGCAGUCCAUCAAUGACGCGUUCGAGGGGCUGCGCUCUCACAUACCAACUUUGCCUUACGAGAAAAGACUCUCCAAGGUGGACACUUUGCGGCUCGCCAUCGGCUACAUUAACUUCCUGGCCGAGCUCGUGCAGUCUGAUCUGCCGAUUAAAAAAUCAAGUAGCGAGACACACGCACAGCCUAAGAAGGUCAUUAUCUGCCACAGAGGAACAAGGUCUCCUUCUCCCAGCGAUCCAGACUACGGCCUUCCUCCACUGGCUGGUCAUUCCCUUUCCUGGUCGGAUGAAAAGCAACUACGGGAGCAAAACAUCAUCCGAACAGCUAAAGUCUGGACACCGGAAGACCCCCGGAAACUGCACAACAAACAGGGUCUCGCAGACAUUGAAAACGAGCCUCCAUUCGGCUUCGUGGCCUGAACAAAAAACUCCAGAGCCCAUCUGAGUCGCUCCGCAAAAAGUACAUUGUAAAUGUGACAACAGUGAAUUAUGUUAAUGUCUCUUAAAGUGCACUUGAUAGCGCAUUGGAAUGUAAACACCAUGUGAACGUAUUGGACAGUUUACAAUAUUGUUGGCCUGUUUUGUGUUGUAAAGUCUUUUAUCAUGUUGAUAAUUUUAUUUUUGUAAUUGACGCUAUUGGCAAUCAGGUAUUUAUUUUUUUUGACAUGUGAUAAUAUAUGUUUUAAUUUAACUGCAACAUUUUCCUAUAUUGUCGUAAAAUGAUUUAUAUUUAUUUUCAAUCUGAAAAUAAAAACACCUACUGAUAAA
Molecule: messenger RNA, 1338 nt
Organism: Mugil cephalus (flathead mullet)
Lineage: Eukaryota; Metazoa; Chordata; Actinopteri; Mugiliformes; Mugilidae
Gene: ptf1a
Product: pancreas associated transcription factor 1a
Exons: 2
Coding region: 169-990 (273 amino acids)
Biological process (GO): regulation of transcription by RNA polymerase II; developmental process
Molecular function (GO): protein dimerization activity; RNA polymerase II transcription regulatory region sequence-specific DNA binding; DNA-binding transcription factor activity, RNA polymerase II-specific
Source: RefSeq, a predicted model, not a curated record